Messenger RNA from Microcebus murinus (gray mouse lemur), 1913 nucleotides. NCBI's taxonomy places the organism in Eukaryota, Metazoa, Chordata, Mammalia, Primates, Cheirogaleidae. The record is from RefSeq and is a predicted model, not a curated record.
GUGCCUGCGCUCGCGCCCGGGGGCGACUCUUCGGAUUCAAGAUGACCAACAAAGAACCUCUUCCCAAAAAGGUUCGACUGAGUGAGAUAGACUUCAAAGUUAUGCCACGAGAUGAGUUAAGUCUAAGAUGGAAGCAGUAUGAUGCAUAUGUACAAGCUUUGGAGGGCAAGUACACAGAUCUUAACUCUAAUGAUGUAACUGGCUUAAGGGAGUCUGAAGAAAAACUAAAGCAACAACAGCAGGAAUCUGCAGGCAGGGAAAACAUCCUUGUAAUGUGACUAGCAACCAAGGAACAAGAGAUGCAAGAGUGUACUACUCAAAUCCAGUACCUCAAGCAAGUUCAGCAGCCGAGCGUUGCCCAACUGACAUCAACAAUGGUGGACCCAGCGAUCAACUUGUUUUUCCUAAAAAUGAAAGGUGAACUGGAACAGACUAAAGACAAACUGGAACAAGCCCAAAAUGAACUGAGUGCCCUGAAGUUUACGCCUGAUAGCCAAACGGGGAAAAAGUUAAUGGCGAAGUGUCGAAUGCUUAUCCAGGAGAAUCAGGAACUUGGAAGGCAGCUGUCCCAGGGACGUAUUGCACAACUUGAAGCAGAGUUGGCUUUACAGAAGAAAUAUAGUGAGGAGCUUAAAAGCAGUCAGGAUGAACUGAAUGACUUCAUCAUCCAGCUUGACAAAGAAGUAGAGGGUAUGCAGAGUACCAUUCUAGUUCUUCAGCAACAACUGAAGGAGACACGCCAGCAGUUGGCUCAAUACCAACAGCAGUAGUCUCAAGCCUCAGCCCCAAGUACCAGCAGGACUACAUCUUCUGAACCUGUAGAACAGGCAGAGGCCACAAGUAAAGACUGCAGCCGUCCGGCAAAUGGACCAAGUAAUGGUAGCUCCUCCCGUCAGAGGACGUCUGGGUCUGGAUUUCACAGGGAGGGGAGCACAGCUGAAGAUGACUUUCCUUCUUCUCCAGGGAAUGGCAAUAAGGCUUCCAACAGCUCAGAGGAGAGAACUGGCAGAGGAGGUAGUAGUUACGUAAACCAACUCAGUGCGGGGUAUGAAAGUGUAGACUCUCCCACGGGCAGUGAAAACUCUCUCACACACCACUCAAAUGACACAGACUCCAAUCAUGACCCUCAAGAGGAGAAAGCAGUGAGUGGGAAAGGUAACCAAACUGUGGGUUCCCGCUACGUUCAGAAUGGCUUGGACUCAAGUGUAAAUGUACAGGGUUCAGUUUUGUAAUAUUUUUCCAGAAAAUUUUUAUACAGUGUCAUUUAAUUUGGGAGAGGAUACUGUCUAGAAAAUUAAUGCAUACUUUUGUCACAAUUUGCCUUUUUGUUGGUGCGUGUUUUUUUCUUGUUUGUUUGGUUAUUAUUUAUUUUGCUUCAAUACCUCUGCCACUUUGGAAAUUAUAACAGUUAAUUACUUUGAAUGUUGCUAAAAGGACAUUUUGUGUAGGGUCAAGUUAUUUUUAUAUGAGUUAAUGUGAAGUUGUAAAUGGAAAUCUUUUCGUAAAGUAUAACACAAUGAUGUCUGUAUAAAUCUAUGUCUAUCUAGAACCUGUGCUGUGUAAGGGCAUUCUUACUCAUGCUGUUAUUAUACUUAUGCACCAUUCAGACUUGUUAGAAUAGAUGUGGGUUUAUAACUGCCAAGUUUGCCCAGUACAGUAGUUUUUUUAUCACUAAAAGUUGGACUUGUUUAUGGAGUCCUAUAGUAGUUUCAGUGUUAGAUACAGUUUUUUCCACCACACAUCUGUGCAUUUUCUCUUUAGGUGACUGAAUGUUUAAGAAAUUUGUGUGCAUAGUUACUCAGUUUUUAUGAACUGUUGUAUCCUGUUAAUGCAUAUUGCUCUGUGACUCCAGUAUAUCUUACCUGUACUGACCAAACCUAAAUAAAGAUUUUUAUUGUAAAAAAAAAAAAAAA